This is a messenger RNA of Drosophila rhopaloa, 1534 nucleotides long. Its product is annotated as proline-rich protein PRCC. Bases 58 to 1482 code for a protein of 474 amino acids. Gene Ontology annotation, cellular component: nucleus. The transcript has a single exon. NCBI's taxonomy places the organism in Eukaryota, Metazoa, Arthropoda, Insecta, Diptera, Drosophilidae. The record is from RefSeq and is a predicted model, not a curated record.
ACAUAAAACAGCUGUAGUUUGUGUAUUGCAUUGUUUAAUUUCAACACUUUGUUAACCAUGUCGCUUGUCGCCUAUGCCGCCAGUUCUGACGAAGAUUCGGAAAACGAGGAGAAAAACCAAGGGCCAGAAGUAGAACUGGUGAAACCUCAGGCCGAGCCAAACAAAAUUACCUCCAAUGAGGCGCUUCUAGAACCUGCAUCAACCAGUGGUCACAUUAGCGAUGAAGACGACGAUUACGUGCCGCAAGAAGUGUCCUUGCAGGAACUUAAGACGUCCACCAGCAGACUUUCAAUGGCUUUACCAAAGCCUAAAGUCACUGCUCUUGCAGAGGACGCAGAAGAAGACGAUGUGGAACAGUUAGUGACUCCUGCCUUUGCCAAACUACCCAUGCCACGAACAGCAGCGCCAACAAAUAGCAUCAUAGAGGAGAAAGAUGAUGAAUUCCUGCACAAAAAGGCGCUGCCAGUUGAAAUAGAGAGACCCCCACCGCCGCCAGUUAAAGGACGCGUCAAGAUCAGCAUACCAUCUCUGCGGGAGUUCUCGGAUGUGGACCGAGAGAAGGCUGACAAGGCCAAGAGCAAAGUGGACAAACCAAAUGUUCCCAAAGGAUCGGGACUACUGAGUCUGCUACCCCAGGCAAAGUCAGAGCGAAAUUUCUCCAAGAGCUCGGCAUCUGUGGCAGCCACUCCAACAGCAAGCACCAUACCUGCUCCUAAAGCAACAAGUGCUCCCGUCCAGUCUCGAUCCACCCCAGCUUUUGUGCCCGAUACAGUAAAGCAGCGACGGGCGGCGCACAACACUGAAGGUGUGGAUGGCCCUAAGGCUGUCCAAAAGAAGAAUACUGAAGGAAAUGAUGCCUCGAAACCGUUUCAAUCCAAACCUAAAGCUAAAAGCACUUCCCUGGUGACUGCCAGUGAAAGUGAGGACGACGAUGAGGAUGGCACUGGAGACUUCUUUUCCCUGAAUUCCGAACAAAAGCUGCCCGAGGUAAGCAGCAACGAGAUCAGCGCCCUAGUGGCCAAGCGGGCAGCCAAGAUGGUGCAAGCCAGUAGCAAAUAUCUUGAGGAGAUUGCCGAGAAGGAAGCCGCAGAAGCAGAGGCCGCUCGACUCGAGGAGGAGCAGACGCAGCAGGCACAAAAGCGAUAUCAUGAGCAGCAGUUAAACUCCGAGGCCAUGGACGCACUGGUGGGCAAAAAUGCCAAGCGGCGGCGGAAGGAAGCCAAGGAGAUGCAGGUGAUCGACAUUACCGGGUCACAGGUACUGCCUGAUCGUGAGGAAUGGAUGCGAACGGCAUUGGCUUCGUCCACCACCUUCCAGCCCACCGGAGUGCUGACAGACGAAGAGCCGGUGGCAGGGACGCGGCGCAAGCACCAGAUCACCUACCUGGCUCACAAGGCCAAGGCAAACGAAGCCGAACUGCAGGCGAUGUGGUCAGCCAAUCGGCAGUCCCGUCGGGCCACCCAAAGCAAAUACGGCUUUUGAGUUUCCACUUUAUGUACACCUAAUCCUAAAAUACAUGCUUAAUUCUAAAUUA